Bombina bombina (fire-bellied toad) is the source of this 1749-nucleotide messenger RNA. Its product is annotated as embryonic protein UVS.2. The record is from RefSeq and is a predicted model, not a curated record. The transcript is spliced from 13 exons. Gene Ontology annotation, molecular function: metalloendopeptidase activity; zinc ion binding. Gene Ontology annotation, biological process: proteolysis. Bases 152 to 1456 code for a protein of 434 amino acids. Lineage: Eukaryota; Metazoa; Chordata; Amphibia; Anura; Bombinatoridae.
GUACAUUAUGCUGAGUGUUUGCUCCGGGGGCGGCAUCUUGUGGUAACUGUCGGAAAUUUCCCAGGAAAAUGGUCAGGGAUUUGAUCACAGAAAUCGCAGUGCUGAUGUGUUCAGUGGCAUCCUGACUACAAACCAAGGCAGUUCCAAGUUCAUGAUACAGGGUGACAUUGCAAUCAAAAGGACCAGGAAUUCUCUGAGCUGCUCAAAAAAAUCGUGCCUAUGGUCUAGAUCAGGAGGGGGCCUAGUCUAUGUGCCAUACACACUGUCCACCAACUACACUUCGGAUGAGAAGACCAUUAUCAGAGCAGCGAUGGAUGAGGUUGCUGUUCUCACGUGUAUACGUUUUGUACCUCGUAACAUGGAGCCAAAUUAUCUGAGGAUCCAGCCGUAUGAUGGGUGCUGGUCAUAUGUUGGCCGGGUUGGAGGAGCACAAGAUAUCUCCCUGAUGAAGACGGGUUGCCUACACCGUGGGAUCAUACAACAUGAGCUGCUCCACUCCUUGGGCUUCCAGCAUGAACAGUGCAGGAGUGACAGAGACAAGUAUAUCCGCAUCAACUGGGAGAACAUCAGCCAAGACAAAGAGCGGAAUUUCUACAAAAUUAAUACACAGAACCUAGUAGCUCCCUAUGAUUACCUCUCCGUUCUACAUUAUGGCAAAUUUGCCUUUUCUAAUAAUGCCGGGAAAGCAACGCUGGAACCCACUGGGAAUCCCACUACUCUGAUUGGCCAACGCAUUGGGCUGAGCUCUCUGGACGUUGUAAAAAUAAACAAGAUCUACCAAUGCAGUACCUGCAGUUUCCUGUUGCCUGAUCCUCACGGACGAUUCUCUUGGGAUUCAAAGUUGUACCCAAACACUUCGACCUGUCUUUGGCUUAUCCGUGUUCCGGAGGGCAAGAUCUUCCUGCAGUUUGAAUCCUUCAAUAUCCAGUCUUCACCUUCUUGUGGCAGGGGCUUCAUGAGGGCUUACGAUGGACCAAACACAGAGUCCCCUUAUCUACACCCAAAGACCUGUGGAGAUCUACAACCACACGGUCUGGUGGCCUCUGGGAGUCUAGUGAGGAUUGAAUUUUUCAGCCGUGGGACUGGAGUUAGCUUCAAGGCAAGAUAUGACACUGUAAAAUGUGGCCAUUCCAUGAAAGAUUCAGCAGGGAACUUUUCGUCUCUGGGAUUUCCAGCAAAAUACCCCAACUCCUUGGACUGUGUAUGGAGUCUAUCGGCACCUCCUGGGAAUAAGAUUAUUUUACGAGUUAGACCUUUCAGCCUGGAGCCAUCUUUGGGCUGCAUCUAUGAUUACGUUCUCUUCCGUGAUGGCCACAAACAGAAGAAGCACUGUGGUGUUAUUCCUGACCUGGAAAUCACCUCCUCUAGCAAUUCCCUUCUCAUCCAUUUUCACAGUGAUGUGUCAGUGCAGGCUGAUGGAUUCCAUGCCAUGUACUCCUUUGCUCCUGUUACUUAAUUAGAGUUCUCAUAUUUCUGUCUGAGAAGUCACACUGUGUCCAAAGCCGCUGUCUGGGAACAUUGCUAGACACAGAAGCUUAAAAAUGCGACGGCAGAUGGCAGCAGUGCCUGGAAUGAUGAACACACAAUGUAUAGUGAAUGCUUUUCCUGAUUGUUUAUUUUCAACAUUCAAAGGUUUUAUUUUCUAAGACGUUUUUAAUCUUCCCUUUCAUAAUUAAUUCUACAUAUGAGCAAAAUUUAAUCAAACAUUUAUCAUUGCAAAAGAAAAAAAAUAAAAAAGAUAUAAACCAA